CACUGCGCGUAUCUCCGCCCUCUGCUGGACAAAACCCAGACCAGCUCUCCCUCAGUCAGUCCAACACCUCCGGAUCUGACCAGUGCUCUCGACCACUCUUCCCACCUUGGCACAGUCAUCCCAAACCGCAUCUUUGUAGGAGGGAUUGAUCUCAAAACUAACGAGAAUGAUCUCAGGCGUUUUUUCUCCCACUAUGGGACAGUUAAGGAAGUGAAGAUUGUUAUUGAUCGUGCUGGAGUGUCAAAGGGGUACGGCUUUGUCACCUUUGAGACUCCAGAGGAUGCACAGAAAAUUCUGCAUGAUGCCAGUGCUGGUAGGUUGUAUUUUCAAGAUAAGAGGCUAAACGUCGGACAGGCCGUUCGCAAGCAGCAAGUAGCCAUGCACUGCGAUUACACCAUGGCGAGUCCCAGCCCUCCUCUGGCUCUCCCAGUACCACUUGGCACCAUGUACCUGACCACGCCUACUGGAUAUCCCUACACCUACCACAAUGGAGUGGCCUACUUCCACAACCCAGAGCUAAAUACACACCCAUCACACUGGCCCGCUUCCCACAAGGUACCUGGAUCUCCGGUCAUGGUGGCUCACUCUGCUCCUCCUUUUUAUACUCCACAAGCCUGCCCCCAACACCAGGGUCCUUCCCAGUGCGUAAACGGACACGUCCCAUGGGCUUUUCCUCAGGUAGAGACCUCUGUCCCUUCAAACCCAAGUCCUUUGCAAUAUGUCCAGCCUGCUGAGUUGAUGUAUCACCCAGUGGAGCCGAUUGAAAAUGGGUGUUUUCAGUCAGCCGUGAUGGAAGGUGGUGUUCCUGAGGCAUAUAUGGAUCACAUGGUGCAGCCACCAUAUCAGAUUUGUUUGCAGAGUCCACUGAUUCUGCCUCAGGCUGACAGAGUGAAGGAGCCAAAGUUCCAGCCAGUGAGACGAGGUUUCUCUCACACUGCCGUCCACCUGAGACCCAGGUACAGCCGCGGCCCUCAUUACGCUCACCCGCGUAAAGACUACCGGCCUGAUCUUCACACCACGCCUCCUGCGGCAUCCUCACCUGCACAGGAUGUGCUGAAAUAGAAGGGAAUGGUCUGCUUCUUCACAUCACAGAUUGAUACACACCAGUUAAGCCAGCUUACUGUAACACCAACACACUCGACCAGACGUAAACGCCAGCCAUCGUCAAAACUAAACCUAACCUAGCCACAUAAAAAGGAAGCCAAGAACAAACAAAACUGAAAUACACUUAUAGUAAGCUUUAAACUAAACCUGAAUACUGAAAAGCCUUAAAACAGAAAGAAUAUCGACCAAGCCAACAAACAUUAUCUUACCUAUACAAAGCAAGCCUACACAAAAUCUACUCCUAUGUCUGAAGGACUUCAAACAAGUUUUAUAUUAAAAACACAAAUAAUUUUGAUUAUACCAACCCAUCACCACAUCUAAAACUAAACGUCGUGUUUAUAGUCUAAACAAAUAGACUAUAAUCUCAGCUCUCAUUAGGACAUAACUGGAGUGAACUAAACUUUACAUAACAAAGUGAACAAGCGCAAGUGGAAAUAACCCUAAACGUAUUUCCAUCGUGAUAUCUUUGAUAAGUGAGCAUCCGAUUAUUGCUCCAGAGUCUUUUUGUUCCCGUCUUUACCUCUUGAAAGAAAGUGAAAAGUUUAUCAUUUUAAAGGAGGCUUGUUUGGAAGUAUGUUGAUUCAUCCAAAGAUAUGUGGAUAUAAAUCCAGAUGACAGUCAGUGUUUUUGUAUCCAAGAUUUGUAAUUGUACUGUACAUUCUGAUUAUCAUGGCGAUGAUGAAUCUUCACUCUGGCAUAACAGUCAAGAAUUUAGAAAAUGCCCAGAAAACAAACAUUUAAAAAGAAAAAGCUUUCGAUAUGCCGCACCAUUCAUUCAAGAUUUAGUUACCAUGGAUACGAUCAUAUUGUCAGCUCAGUCAGCUGCAAGUUCUUAAGGAUCAUUUUAAUGCCCUAAAACAACAAACAUGAAGCCAAAUACAGAUCAUCUGGACGACACGGUAUCACUACAUGCCUUACGUUAAAUCUAUUGGACAUUUAAUACAUGCCUUUAUACUUUUAUAACCAAAAGAAUGACGUCCAUACGCUCACUAUGUACUACAGUUUUUAUCAACUCUCUCAACACAAAGAUACACAGCUCUCAUUCAUGUGCAGUAUAACACUGUCAUGGUGCUCCUAUGAUCAGCUUAUUCAACCAGCCACAAUUAUUUAUUUAUUUAAACAUAUCUAUAUCAGUAUAUCUGUAGUAUGUCUGUGUUCACUCAUAGUUUUAUGAGAAGCUCACUCAUUUUCCCCCACAACCUGAUUCUUCUCCACACAAGUGUUUAUUUGGCUUGAAGUUGUGUUUCUGUAUAUAGUUAUAAUAUAUAUGUAUGUGUGUGUGUGUGUGU
This is a messenger RNA of Ictalurus furcatus (blue catfish), 2393 nucleotides long. RefSeq names its product protein boule-like. The record is from RefSeq and is a predicted model, not a curated record. Gene Ontology annotation, molecular function: RNA binding. The annotation marks the transcript as partial. Lineage: Eukaryota; Metazoa; Chordata; Actinopteri; Siluriformes; Ictaluridae. The transcript is spliced from 11 exons.